GGACAAUACAAUAGUAAAUACCAAGUGUCGGAUGUGCGGUGAAGGAAAUGAAAACAUAGAGCAUCUUAUCAGCGGAUGCAAAACUAUGGCGCCAAAGGAAUAUACAACUAGACACAACAAUGUCGCAAAAAUUAUUCAUGAUGAAGUAUGCUACAAACUACAACUCUCUGAAGCAAAAACUCCGUAUUAUAAAUAUACACCAGAUACGAUAAAAGAGAAUGACGAGUACAAGGUAUAUUGGGAUAGAGAGAUACAAACCGAUAGGCAGGUGCAACACAACAGACCAGACAUUCUCAUUAACAACAAAAAAACAAAUGAGAUACUACUCGUAGAUAUAGCGGUACCAGCACCUUUAAAUAUGCAAAAAAAAAACAAAGAAAAAGCCGAAAAGUACCUACCCCUAGCUGAGGACAUGAAACAAACCUGGAAUGCAACGUCAGUCAGAGUUGUACCCAUAAUCGUAGGAGCAACUGGUGAAAUUCCGAAGAACCUAAAGAAACAACUUGAAAUAAUAAACUUACCAGCAAAUACUUACCUAAACCUACAAAAAUCUGUUAUUCUGUCAACCUGCAAUAUAAUGAGAAAAAUAUUAAAUCAAAAAUCAACGCCAUAAGAACAAUACGCACCUAUGAG
This is a messenger RNA of Psylliodes chrysocephalus, 633 nucleotides long. The record is from the annotation of a GenBank genome assembly. NCBI's taxonomy places the organism in Eukaryota, Metazoa, Arthropoda, Insecta, Coleoptera, Chrysomelidae.